Molecule: messenger RNA, 730 nt
Organism: Drosophila hydei
Lineage: Eukaryota; Metazoa; Arthropoda; Insecta; Diptera; Drosophilidae
Product: protein lin-52 homolog
Exons: 2
Coding region: 138-575 (145 amino acids)
Biological process (GO): regulation of DNA-templated transcription
Cellular component (GO): DRM complex
Source: RefSeq, a predicted model, not a curated record
UAGAAUUUAACAGAAAACUCCACGACUUAGAGAUAUGCGGUCACAUUGCUCGGGUUAAUAAAUACAAACGCCUUUUUAAUUAAUUUAUUCAACUUGCUUAACUGAACUUAACAAUUUAACAUUAAAUCAGUGCAAUAAUGAAUAAUAUGGAGCCGGGUGUUGAAAUGUUCUCACCAGAGCCUAUUCUUAAGACGGAUACAGAUGCAGACAACGGAGAGGACACGACGGCCAGUUCCAGCAACAAGGUGCUGAGCGCCAAAGAGGAUGAGCUGAUAUCCCUGGAAACGCUCAGAGAAUCGCCAGUGCAGUGGCCAGAACGUUUUCCGGGCAUGGAUGAAUACCUGACUAUGAGCCGAACACCGAUACACACACCAAGCGCUGACUACUCACAUAACUUGACCAGUACGGACAGGGCGAAAAUCACUCAGCUCGCCAGUUUGACACCCGAUCAGUUAAUAGAGAAGAUUAAGUCCAUGCAUGAUGAGAUCUAUCAAUUAGGCCUGCGUGAAUCCAAGGAAAUGACACGAGGCAAGCUUUUGGGCAUCUUUGAUCGAAUGGCCAAGGUGAAGAAAUAAUUGAAUUGACGUUGAAUUUGUUGUCGUAUUAUGUAUAGUUAAUUUUACUUAAAUUUGCAUUGACAUGUGCUUACAUGUAGCCUAAAUUUAAUGCAUAUUAUGAAUAUUUUUGUAAUAAAAAGAGCAAUUGUUAAAUCAUUAAAUUUAAUUCAUUA